Molecule: messenger RNA, 1527 nt
Organism: Zingiber officinale
Lineage: Eukaryota; Viridiplantae; Streptophyta; Magnoliopsida; Zingiberales; Zingiberaceae
Product: probable protein phosphatase 2C 9
Exons: 5
Coding region: 253-1104 (283 amino acids)
Biological process (GO): protein dephosphorylation
Cellular component (GO): cytosol; nucleus
Molecular function (GO): protein serine/threonine phosphatase activity
Source: RefSeq, a predicted model, not a curated record
CGUCAUCAUCGUUUCUCGGCGUGCUUUAAUGUCCCCUUCGUUUUCUUCCAAGGUCGGCCCCCUCAGAGGCUGCUGCUGUUCAGUGCGUCGCUCUCCUCCAACACAUCGCCUCUUCUUCAGUUUCUCGCCGCCGUGAUCGAAUCUGUCGUCAAGAUUCGAGCUUGCCGCGUUUCCACGGCGCAGGGAGCCGGUUCCUUGAGGCAAAAUCGAAUCUUUGAUCGGGGGAAGAUCGGCGUUGAUUUGGGGAUUUUGAUGGGCUGGUUAUGCUGCUUCAGAGGUUCAUCCUCUAGGUUUGCAGGUUCUUCAGCUGAUGCUGGUAAAGGGAGAAGCUCUAAUAGCCGUGCAAAAAUCACUUAUGGAUUUAGCCUUGUAAAGGGGAAAACAAACCACCCUAUGGAGGAUUAUCAUGUUGCUAAGUUCAUUCAUAUGAGAGGACAGGAACUUGGUCUAUUUGCUAUAUUCGACGGACACUUGGGGAAUAAUGUACCUGCCUAUUUACAAAAGCAUCUAUUUUCAAACAUUUUGAAAGAGGAAGAAUUUUGGACGAAUCCGGAUGUAGCUAUUUCAGAAGCCUACCAAAAGACCGAUAGGGCAAUUCUUUCACACAGUCCUGAUCUUGGUCGAGGCGGAUCAACUUCUGUUACUGCAAUCCUCAUCAAUGGCACAAAGUUAUGCAUAGCUAAUAUCGGUGACUCGAGAGCAGUUCUUGCAAAAGGUCAACAAGUGUUACAAAUGACAGUUGAUCAUGAUCCCAACACUGAGCGUGGAAGCAUUGUGAAUAGAGGAGGUUUCGUAUCGAACAUGCCAGGUGACGUCCCAAGGGUUAAUGGCCAGUUAGCUGUGUCGCGUGCUUUCGGAGACAAGAGUUUGAAAUCACAUUUACGGUCCGAUCCUGAUAUUUGUUGUUUAAACAUUACAUCAGAAACAGAGCUACUCAUCCUUGCUAGUGAUGGUAUAUGGAAGGUCAUGAGCAAUGAAGAGGCAGUCGCGAUUGCCAAAAGGUUUAAGGAUCCACAAUCCGCGGCAAGACAAUUGACCACCGAGGCAUUGACUAGAGACAGCAAAGAUGACAUUUCAUGUGUUGUUGUACAAUUCAGAUCAUAAGAAAAGCUUGUUUCUUUCAGUCAUUCAUAACCAGAGAUAAAUUUUUCAGUUGACCAUCAGAAAUUUGGAAGAUUGGUGAGGUUACUAAUACAGAUUCAUAUGGUAAUACCUUGAGAACUGAAAGCACCAAAGAGUUCAGCUUUCCGCAAUCAGUGUGAUCUUGCACCGUUUCCAUUUUGCUCGAUGCAUCAAUGAUCAGGAGACUCCCCUGUUUCUAUGAGCAGGGAAACUAGUAGACCUCUCCUUAAGGUUGGCUUUCGCAUAAUGGUUUGUUGGAUUGGUUACUUUCUUUUCUUUAGCAUUCCUUUUCCUCUUUGGAUUGCAGUUUUGCAGCAGAGUUUUGGAUUUAGGUUGCUAAUGUUCGUGAUAAGAUUGCGAUCGUCUCUAUGUAAUUUGUUAAAAUAAUUGUUGUUUUUAAUCCAG